This is a messenger RNA of Pelodiscus sinensis (Chinese soft-shelled turtle), 942 nucleotides long. RefSeq names its product olfactory receptor 5BS1-like. Gene Ontology annotation, biological process: G protein-coupled receptor signaling pathway. Lineage: Eukaryota; Metazoa; Chordata; Testudines; Trionychidae. The record is from RefSeq and is a predicted model, not a curated record. Gene Ontology annotation, molecular function: olfactory receptor activity; G protein-coupled receptor activity. Gene Ontology annotation, cellular component: membrane.
AUGGAGAACAAAACUUCUAUCAACAAUUUUGUUCUCUCGGGUGUUCCCAAAGAUCCACAACUCCGGACUUUCCUCUUUUUUGUGUUUUUAAUUAUUUACUUAAUCACACUUCUGGGGAACAUGCUGAUUAUGCUGGUGAUAAAGACUGACCCUCACCUUCACACCCCCAUGUAUUUUUUCCUGUUUCAUUUGUCCAUCCUGGAUAUCUGCUAUUCCUCCAUCACUCUUCCUAACAUGCUGAAGAUUUUUUUAACGGAUGAGAAAACGAUUUCUUUCAAUGGCUGCCUGGUGCAGAUGUACUUCAUUCUUCUGACAGGCUGCACUGAAAUUUUCAUGCUCUCCGCCAUGGCUUAUGACCGAUACGCUGCCAUAUGCCACCCGCUGCAUUACGCCACAACUAUGAACCUACAUGUUUGCAGUCAGUUGGUGGGUGGUGCCUGGUCUAUCAGCUUCAUUUAUUCACUGGUCAACACCGUUCCUGUGUCAUAUUUACAGUUCUGUGGGCCAAACCAAGUCAGCGGUUUUAGCUGCGAGCUCCCAUCCCUGUUGGACUUAUCCUGCACAGAGACCCUCAUCAAUGAAAUAGUCUUUACCUCUUCAGCGGCUAUUUUAGGAUUGAUUGCAUUCCCCCCUACUCUGAUCUCCUACGUGCGGAUCAUCUCUACCAUCCUAUGGAUGCGCUCCGUGGAGAGCCGCCGGAAAGCCUUCUCCACCUGCAGCUCCCACCUCAUUGUUGUCACUUUAUACUAUGGGACUGCUUUAUUUAGAUACUUGAGACCCAAUUCGGCCUCCUCAGUGGUUCUAGACAGGGUAUUACCCAUCCAGUACGGCAUCCUAACCCCCAUGUUAAACCCCCUCAUCUACAGCCUGAAAAACAAGGAGGUGAAAACAGCUCUGAGGAGCAUGUUGGGAGGGAAAUCUUUUAUUCCUCGUGUAAUAUAA